Messenger RNA from Osmerus eperlanus (European smelt), 2299 nucleotides. RefSeq names its product telomeric repeat binding factor a (gene terf2). Bases 50 to 2080 code for a protein of 676 amino acids. The transcript is spliced from 11 exons. Gene Ontology annotation, cellular component: chromosome, telomeric region; nucleus; shelterin complex. Gene Ontology annotation, molecular function: double-stranded telomeric DNA binding; G-rich strand telomeric DNA binding; protein homodimerization activity. The record is from RefSeq and is a predicted model, not a curated record. Lineage: Eukaryota; Metazoa; Chordata; Actinopteri; Osmeriformes; Osmeridae. Gene Ontology annotation, biological process: telomeric loop formation; regulation of telomere maintenance via telomerase; protein localization to chromosome, telomeric region.
AUAGAUAUUGUUCAGCAGUGUUUCACCGCGUCACACUGUAUUAGUAAAUAUGGCGGCAAACGAAAACAUGGAAGGAGAUGUGACAAACAGUGGCGGAAAUAUGAUCGUUGAAAGUGUAAUCAAUCGCUGGAUUGUGGAUUAUUAUACAUCAGUGGCGCUUUGUGCGUUUAGAAAUGGAAACUAUAGAGAUUUCUGUGAAAUCAGGGACAUACUUCAAAAUCUGUUGGUUCGUCCGCUUGAAUCUACCGAUGUCAUGCCUAGGAAGAUACAAAUAAUGCAGUUUCUCUCCCGGAUUAAUGACGGUGAAAGACUGGACUGUUGCUUUGAGUCUGAGCCUGCUACACCACUGGAAUCAGCCAUCCUUAUAUUGAACAACAUCAGUGAGGAUUUAAAUAUUUGUCAGCAAGAUUUGGAGAAAGUGCACAAGUCAAUACGGGAGAUGCUUGUAAUACUCUGUAUCAAGAACAAGCAGUAUGACAAAGCAAAGGAAGCCUUAACAAGAUACUUCCCCAAAGGCAUGGUGGGAAAGAAAGCUAUUUUCAUGGGACUGAUCAACAAGAAGAUGAACAAGCAUGUCGUGCUUGAGCAGGUUACAUACCAGCAGUUCAGGGAAGAGAUGGUGCAGUUCUGUGAGAGCCUGUUCUCUGAAAGUGUUCCCUUCCUGUCCAGGGUUGCAAAACAGCUCAUCGAGGGAAGAAAGGCUGCAGAGCAGAAACAGAACACAACAGAGCAAGUUGCAAGUGUGGAUCUGCCACAGCCCCCGGCAGACAAGCCUGACACCAGUGGCCCUCCUGCUCUUCAGCUGAAGCGCACCCAGCUCCUGGAUGCGUACACAGCUCUGGCCAAGGAGCUUGGAGAGGAAAAGUCAUUUGCACAGCUGGAGAAUGAGGUGCAGAAGGAGAAAAAACAAGAAUCAGGCCCCCUCUUCCUGUGCCUUUCCCCCAGCCCCUUAGAGGGCUCGGAUGCGGAGCCAGAGCAGGACGAUCCUUCCCAAAGAGACUCAGGCAGCAGAAUGGAGGCUUUCCAAGCCAACGAGUACCCAGCAACAGAGGUGGAGAUUGCCCCCAUGGUGCAUGAAGACUCCCUGGUGGAGGUUGUUCCCAUGGUGCAGGAGGAACCCCUGGUGGAGGUUGUUCCCAUGGUGCAGGAGGUCCCCCUGGUGGAGGUUGUCCCCACAGUGCAGGAGGUCCCCCUGGUGGAGGUUGUCCCCACAGUGCAGGUGGUCCCCCUGGUGGAGGUUGUCCCCACAGUGCAGGAGGUCCCCCUGGUGGAGGUUGUCCCCACAGUGCAGGAGGUCCCUGUGGAGGAGAAGGUUGCUAGAACCUUGCAGAAACGCAGUAAGCUGCACACCAUGGCCAGGCUGGUGAUGGAGCCAGACAGCCAGAUGUCCCAGCAGGAACCAGUGGCCUCUGAGCAGGAACCAGUGGCCUCUGAGCAGGAACCAGUGGCCUCUGAACUGGAACCAGUGGCCUCUGAGCAGGAACCAGUGGCCUCUGAGCAGGAACCAGUGGCCUCUGAGCAGGCACCUCCUGUAGUUGAGCUUGAGGAGCUGGCUGGACCAUCCAGAAGUCUGGAGGACCCCCUGUCUUCUCAGCCCACCUGCAAAACACCCACCCGGAAGCACCGCAAGCGACCAGCCUCUAGCGAGGUUGAUGAGAUUUCAACUGAAAGUGAUGUGGACGUGUGUGCUCUGGAUGACUCAUCAGAUGGAUCUCCCAAAAGACAAGCCCAUAAAAGCUCCACCCCCCAGAAGAAUCGCACCCCUCAAAAGGGUGACCCCCCCCUUAAGUGGAAAAAGUUGUUAAAUCAUGCAAAGGGAAUCAAGACUACAUGGAGUGAAGAAGACUCGCUCUUUAACACGCCUCUCAAAGACGGGUCAGGCGACAGCUCCUCUUCGAGAAGUUCAGGAGGCAAGAGGAGGAUGUGGACCACUGAGGAGACUGAGUGGGUACUGAAAGGAGUGGCCCGCUAUGGCGAAGGCCACUGGGAAAAAAUCAAGGCGUCUUAUCCGUUCGGCGAUCGAACUGCCGUCAACAUCAAGGACAGGUGGAGGACAAUGAAGAAAUUAAAAUUAGCGUGAAAGGAGAAGUUUGAAAUACAAGAAAACUCAUGUCAGUUAAGAUGGUCCUGAUGGGAAACCCUGAGGCUGACAGAAUAAUCAGAUCUUGGAAGAAAAAAGUGAUCUUCUUGAAAUGUAUAGUUAUGUUUGGCAUAUAAAUAGUUUGAAAUCUGUAAUGAACGUUCAAUUAUUAUAUUUUUAUCUGAUGUAUGUACAGGUAUUAUUAGACUAGUUUUGUUA